Chiloscyllium plagiosum (whitespotted bambooshark) is the source of this 8180-nucleotide messenger RNA. Its product is annotated as polycystin family receptor for egg jelly-like. Gene Ontology annotation, cellular component: membrane. Gene Ontology annotation, biological process: detection of mechanical stimulus. Lineage: Eukaryota; Metazoa; Chordata; Chondrichthyes; Orectolobiformes; Hemiscylliidae. Gene Ontology annotation, molecular function: calcium channel activity; calcium ion binding; protein binding. The record is from RefSeq and is a predicted model, not a curated record.
AUGCUGUCUCUGUGGCUCGGAGUCAGCCUCCUGUCCUCAGCGCUGUCCCUGCCGCUCCCCCCGCUCCGCCUGACGUGUCCCUCUAAUGUGAGCCACACUGGGGACAGCCCGCUCCGCUAUACCUGCCACUGGAAGAGCUCCAUCAAAGUGAGCUACCGCCCCAGCCCAGGCACUGAGACCAGCUCCCCACCUCCCACCCUCUCCUGGUCCAUCAACCAGCGAAUCCUGGCUCUUUCCACCCAAUGGUCUGGGGAACAGGUCCUUCGCCAAGUGCCCCCUGACACCCCUAUCACUGUCAGCUACACCUCUGGCAGUUGCCCCGACUGCCUCUACCAGAAUCUGACUGUUAUUGGCACCAAGCUGCAGCUCACCUUCUUCCCCCUGAACUCUGACCAGGCCCCAGUCACCUUCCAGGACCUGGAGUUGGCCUGGUGCUCCAAUCUGAACAGCCCGUCCUGGGGCUACAGACUGUUGUGCCCCGAAGCCCAUCCUAACGAGACCGUUCUCUCCAGUGGGCAGACCGCCCACAUCCAGGGUGCCAGCUACCCCCCGGGGAAAGAGGCUGAGUGCUCCCAGAGUUUCCUGUACUCCAGCCCGGUGAUGUACCCCCAGGUUGGUCAGUACACCUGCACCCUGAGCGUGGCUGGUGGUCCCAGCACUUCCUCCACAGCCAGCCUGGUGGUGAAGCCAGACUUGAUGCACCUCCUCAGUGCCCAGUCUGGCCCGCUCCAGCCGAGCCUGAGGAUGAGCGUGGGUCACGAACUGCGGGCAGACAACGGGUUCCUGGCCUACCGGCUGAUCGUCCACCCCAGAGGGCAGAAGCCCUGGCGCCUCAGCUACCACCCCAAGGCCGUUGGGAGCGAGCUGUGCCGAUGCCCGUCCCACCGGCAGGACAGGUGCGUGGCCCAGUUGCUGCUGAAGGUCAGUCGCCCUCCAGGGGCCACACAGAACGGCGUGAUCUUUCAGGAGGGCACGGUGCGCUUCCUGAGCCACCACCAGUGGGUCUCGCUCACCCUCAAUGCCACCAUGGCAGGAACCACCUUCUACUAUGUGAGCUCAGAUAAUAUUCUCUACUACAGCAAGAGGGACAUUCCUGCGGGAAGGAACAGGCACCUCAUUUUCUCCAGGGAUGAUCAGGUUAGCCAUCUCUACCAGAUCGAUUACAACAGCCCCAGCCAUUACACGUUGACCGUCCAGCUGUACUUGAACCUAGGGGCGACUGUAUACAGUUCCCUGGAGGAUCUGGAUGUGGAGCUUUUCCUAUACAACAACGGCCCCACUGAGGUGGGUCUCCUCGCCAACGUGGUCUGGUUCAUUCGCCAUCAGCACCCGGCCACUCACUGCGCCUGGGCCUUUGAGUUGGCCUAUGGCAGUACAGUCAGUCUGUACACCUACAGGCGGCAGGUGGCACACCCGGCCAGCUAUAUCCCCCAGGUCCAGCUCCCCUUCGACCCCAAGGACUACAGGGGUUUCCUGGCCAAGGUGAGCUGCAGGGCAGCCGGGGAGAAGGUGCUCAGACUCCGGGCCAGGCUGGGCAGUUACCGAGUUGCCAGCCGAGAGUCGGUUCUGUUCUGCCAGCUCGCCGGCUGCCAGCUCCCUUUACCCAGCAUCGAGCACCCACCACCCCCUGACACUGUCAUCCGGAGCCCCCGGGGCACCCCACUCACGGUUUACGGAGACUCGGGUUUGCACUGCGAUAGGAUUAAUUCGGUGAGCAUCUCCUGGAAGGUCUACAGCAUUGCAGACAAAGAUGCUCAGCCAAACUGGAAUGUAAGUGUGACCCUCCCACCCAGUGUACGGACCAGCACAGCCACCUUUCAACUGCCUGCUCACAGCCUGGACUAUGGUUACUAUGUCUUCGUCUUCAACGUAACCAUGUACACUACAGAUCCCACUCUACCGUCUCUCAACAACUCACGCCAGGUUGUAGUGGAGGUGGUUAAGAGUGAGCUGCUGGCUGUCAUUUCUGGAGGCUCUUACAGAAUGGUGAGUGUGGAGGAUACCAUCACGCUGGAUGCUUCCCAGAGCGCUGACCCGGACUCUCCCGAUCCACACCUCGGGCUGAGCUUCUCCUGGUACUGCACCAUGACAUUUACUGACUAUAGCUCCAUGACACUCUCUGAGAACCAGUACUGUCACCCUGGCAACCCAGAGCUCAGAUGGAACUCCGCCAAGCCUGAUUCCUUGGUCAUCCCUGCCCAUGUGCUUAUUAUCAAAAAGUACUUCUACUUCCGACUGGUGGUUCAGAAAGAUACGAGGAACAGUCAUUUUGACCAAACCAUUUCUGUGCACUCCGGCUUUGUGCCCCAGAUGUCUAUAGCCUGCAUUGAGAAUUGUCGGGAGUACCUGAUUACCACUGAACGCUUCAUUUUGAACGGGACUUGCUCCAACUGCCCGAGGUCCAUUAAGCUGAAGUACCGCUGGAGCCUGCUCUCAGCGAGCGCUGUUUCCGAGAUCUUGGUCAACUGGGCAAUUGAUAGCGCCACAGGGAACACAUUGCCUUAUGUGUCUCUGAACCCCAUGUCCUUAGAACACUUGGCUGAUGGAUGGUAUAAUCUUGAACUGAAAGUAACUACUUCCAUUGGUUCCUACAGCAUCAGCCGGCAUCGUUUCUACGUCAAUUCUAUUCCAAGGGGAGGACAUUGCAUUAUCAACCCAAAACAGGGCUGGGCGCUCUACACUCAAUUCACCCUGACUUGUUUGAAAUUCGAGGACAGUGAUCUCCCCCUCAGCUACACGGUGUUUGCAAAAACCUACCAUCAGACUGGCAGCAUUGACAGUCUGAAUAAUAAUGUUCUGGGUACCAUUGUGUAUUUUGGAUUCAGUCCGAAGAACCAUCCAUUUCAGCUGCCAGUGGGGAGCAGUUCAGGUGACCACCAGCUGGUUAUCGUGGUGCUGGUGACUGACAGCCGUGGUGCCUACACAAAGGUGUACCUGAGGGUCAAAGUAUAUGAGCUCCCACUUGACGCAGCCCAGAAAUCUCUGGUGGACCAAUUGUCCAAUUAUAUAGAAGGAACGACAGCACCAUUGACCACUCUGCUCCAUGAGACACAUUAUAUAGAAGCCAACAAGCUGCUUUAUGAAAUCGCUUCGGAGCUAAACAUUCACAGUUUUGUGGGUAGGGACAUUCCCAGGAUCCAGAGGCUGCGAAAAACCUUGGUCAAUAUCUCCACCAGUAUUCCCGUCACAUCAUCCCACCUUAUCAACCAGAUAUCCGCCACAAUUUUCCAGGCAACGCAGGUACCAGCCCAGGUCAGCCAACAGGCCCAGCGCCUCUCUAUCCACAAAUUGUUGGAACUGGCUUCCGUCCUGCUAAACUACACUACUGAAGACCGUAUAUCAUCAGAACAGACUGAGCAGCUGUCCUGCAGUAUCCUAACAGCAGCCUCUAAUGUGAUGGCUGCCUUCUCCUUCCAGUUCCCAACUGAAGGCACUGAGAAAGGAGUCCCGCUCACCACAGAGCAACAGAGAGUGACCACCACCAUCUUCCCCACCUUGAAAAUCCUGACCGAAGCAGUGUCUCAGCGCAAAGUGCCGGGGCAAAGGGAUACCUUGAUGGAGACCAGACAAUGGGAAAUAACCAUGAAAAAAGUUGACAUGGACAAAGUGGAGGACUCCUUUCGUCUUGACACAGAUUGUACCAACUGCAUUUACCCAGAGCUGGGAAAGAUCUCUGUAACCCCUCAGUCGGUCUCUACUGUCUUUUAUAAGUUUGAAGAGAAUCCUUUACCUUGGCUUGGGAAGGCAUUGAGCAUUGUUACAGAUAUCACCAGCUUCGACAUGAUCUUCCAGGAUAGCAAUGGAACUGUGCACACCUUGAUCCCUGAACAAGUGGAGUCUUUUAUGAUCAGGAGGGACAUUGUGUCCCUUCAGCCCAUCAAAUUGGUUGUCGACCCUCGCAGAAGUGAUGUGGUCACAGGUCAAUUCACGGUCACCAUGACCUCCACUUCUGCUCAGCUCGUCCUACUGCAGUUAUUUGCAGAUAUUGACCCCAUCUACACCGUCAGCAUCUACUCUGGAGUGGGGGUCUCCAGCACAAGUCUAGCACAGAAACAUACCAUACCAGAAUGUAGCUCAGGGCCGGAUCGUCACAGAAACAACUUUGUGCAGAAUCCUUACAUCAUCAGCAUUCCAAGCAAGAUCUUCAAGAAGAAUGGGACUGAACUGAGCAGCAAAACCUACAUCACCGUCACUGUUGAGACAAAGUAUCCAAACCCUCAACUAAUCAUUGAAGCUGGGCUCAAUGUCUCAGUUUUUGUUGCAAGCUGCUUGACCUUCGAAGGCAAUUCUGAUAAGUGGGAUUCUUCAAGCUGUACGGUCGGUCCUUUCACUAGCAACAAGAGAGUGCACUGUAUCUGUAAGAGAGGUGGCAAGCGUGCCAGGAAGAGGACCCUGAAUGUGAAGGUGCCCUGGUUCCUCACUGGCAGUGUUCUGGUGUUGCCUGAAAUUAUUGAUCUUCUGGAAAUUGGCGAACUCAUUCAGACUCUGCCAACCAACCUGGUGACGCUGAUUACAGUUCUGAUCAUUUUGUUCAUCUAUGCCAUCCUGCUCUGGUGGGCAUGGCGGAAGCGGAUGAGCGACAAGAAAAAGAUCAUCAUUCUUCUCGACAAUGACCCCUGUGAUGAGGGAUGCUACCUCGUGACCUUUUACACGGGGGGUCGCCUUGAUGCUGGGACAACAGCGGACGUUUUUUUCACUCUGAUUGGCAAGUCUGUGGAGAGCGAAGUCCACCUUCUCUACCAUCCAGACCACAAGUGCUUCAGGAGAAACAGCGUGGACACCUUCUUGCUCACCACCGAAGAGGACCUAGGCGAGCUCACAUUCAUCAGGGUCUGGCACAACAAUGUGGGAAUCUCACCAACCUGGUACCUCAGCAGGGUGAAAGUGCAAAACGUGCUCACCAAACAGUGCUGGCAUUUCUUCUGUAGGAAGUGGUUAGGGACCAUGAAAGGUGAUGGGCUGUUGCACAGGACCUAUCCCGUCACAGACCCUGAAAGCUUACUGAGGAGAAAGGAUGUCUUCCUCAUUGAGACAUCUAGCAAGAUUGAGAGAGAACACUUGUGGUUCUCCGUCUUUGCCUACGACGUUGACCAGACCUUCACCCGGAUUCAGAGGCUGUCCUGUUGUUUGACCAUGUUGCUAUCCAGCCUACUGCUCAGCCUCAUGCUGUUCCAAGAAAAGGAGGCGGAACACUAUCUGAAGAAGCUAGUGAGAUCGUUGGUGAUUGGAAUGGAAAGUGCACUGGUGAUGGUGCCAGUGGAAAUGUUAAUAUCGACACUGUUUAUAUUGGCACAGAGAAAAGACACUACUUUAAGGAUUACCAGAGAAGGUGGAGAACAUGAAGCAAUCCAAGGCACUGAUAACAGCCUGUCUACAAACCCUGACAUGAAUCCAAACAACUUGAGGGAGAGGUUGAAGAAUUGGUAUGAGAGGGAAGAAGAGGCCAGUGAACCUGAAGAAAGUCCUAAGGAAAUGACAGAGACGUCAGACAAUGAGCACUAUGACCUUUUAUCCUACAUGGCGGGUAUAGACAGUGUCCUAGGACCCUCGGCAAAAAAGAAAGAUAACUGUGUGGUCCCAGAGUCUGGGGCCAAUCAGAUUAUCAGAGAGGAGAGCACUGGCAAGGUGACCAAAGAGAAAAAGAUACGCUCAAUAAAGCCCAAACAAAUGGGGCGCUCUCGUCAAAAGAAAGCCACACUGCGCAAGAAGGCACAAGGCCAACCUGGCAAACCUGCCAGAAAUGUUGACUCACAAAACAAGGCAAGUGUCAUAUUGUCAAAGUGCCUCUUAUAUUUAGUUUGGUGCCUUGUGUGCCUGAUCUCUGCAGUGUCCUCUAUAUUUAUUGUGUUAUAUGGCCUCUCGUAUGGUGUUGAGACCUCCUGGCUUUGGCUCAUGGCCUCUGUCGUUUCUUUCAUCCAGGGUGUCUUCCUCUUGCAGCCUCUUAAGAUCAUGGCCUUCGCUGCUCUGUUUGCCUUAAGACGUCGGCGCCCCCAGGAUCUAGACUGGUCCACAGGGAUCCAAACAUUGGAGAUCAGCAAAGACCUGCUUCCAAAGAAUGACCCCGACUGUGUCCGAUCAGAGGACCACAUUCGGAAGCCAUACAGACCGCUGGAGGGUGAUGAACUGAUAUUGGCGAGAAAAAAAGGCACCAUCAGACAUCAAGCCUUUGUGUUUUGUAAGGGUUUCCUGUUGCACAUUGCUUUCCUUGUACUCAUCCUGUACUUGGUGUGCUCCACAGACUACAAUAAUGCUUACUACUACAAUUGCAUCAUUAAGAAUAGAUUCUCCCAGAACCUGGAGAAGGUGAACACUGUCCAACAGUUCUACACCUGGAUGAGUGUCACUUUCCUGCCACUUAUUCAUGAAAACUCAAAUCCAGCCUUUUUGUCUGAAGCCUAUUCCAUUAUCCUGGGCCUGCCAAGGAUGCGUCAGGUCAGAUCUAAACAUGGGUCAGUUGAUUGCUUUUGGAAAACCAGUGUCCUGAACACCAUCCUGACCAAGCAUCGGUGUCGGCCCCUGUUUAAUGUCCACCAACAGAAUGUCGGGAACUACAAUGGCUCCUGGCAACAGCCCAUAGGAGCUGUGCUGGUGCAGCACCCACUGGAUUACACAGGCUGGAUAUUUGAAAGUAUAGAUUCCCCUUGGUUAUACUACUCACAUGGGAUAUAUCAUGUGUAUCCACUGGGCGGUUACUCCCUCUACUUCUCCCCAAAAAACUUACAGGAUUCACUGGUAAGAUUUGUGGCUCUGCAGAACAAUAGCUGGAUUGAUAGAAGUACCUGGGCUAUCAUCACUGAGACCACCAUCUACAAUGCAAACGUUGACUUGUUCUGUACCAUCUCACUGAUUUUGGAGACAGCCCCUCUUGGUGUGAUCAACAAGAAGUUGGUGGUGAAACCUUUCACCCUCAGGCUCUUCGAGAGACAUGAGAAAAACUGGAUUCUGCUCAGCGUCCUAGUUAUUACUCUGUUUGUCCUGUUUGUCAUAGACGAGUUUCGGAAAAUAAGGCAGAAAGGAUACAAGUAUUUCCAGAGUCUGAAGAACAUUGGCAGCCUGGUGAUGACCGUGCUGCUGUUGGUGACCAUAGUCCUGUAUGUGGCCAAGUAUAUAUUGUCACAGCAUAUGCUGGAGUUCUAUAAGAACAACCCAAACACUUUCAUUGCUUUUCAUGUUAUUGCUGCUUUGGAUCAACUACUCCGGUUCAAUGUCACAUUCCUCAUUUUUACCACCACACUGAAACUUCUCAGGUACACACGCUUCCUUUAUGAUGUGCGCCUGGCCCAGAAGGCCAUUUUUAUAAGCCUUCCCGCUAUUUGCUCCCUGGCCAUAAUCAUGGCAGUGUAUUCCCUUAUUUUUAUAUCAUUUGGUUACUUGCUGUUUGGUCAAUUUGAUAAGAAUUUCAAUACCAUGAUCCAUGCAGCACAGACUGUUGUGUCCUAUCACAUUGGCGAUUUUAACAACACAGAGUUUACCUACAGCAAGGUUAUCGGUGGCAUCUAUCUGAUGUGCUUUCUUUUUGUGAUGCACUGUGUCCUGAUCAAUCUCUUUGAGUCAGUGGUCAUUCUGUCUUACGGAGACAUGAGACAGUUCACCCACGAGAGGCCAUCUAAGGAAGCAGAGGUGGCCCACUUCAUAACGCAAGAGAUUAGGCGUGUCUGGUAUACAUUGAGGAAAAAGCCACCUCCAAAUGAUGGAAAGAAGCUUCUGGGAACUUUAUUUUAUGGGCGUGCUUCUGAAAACACUUAUGGGUUAAAGGAAAAGAGAGUGAAAGGGAAGAGGCUGAGCUACUUAGUUAUCUGACUGCUGAUACUUCCUAGUUAACUGUCUGUUAGUACUUUGCUGUUUUUUUUUCUUUCUUUCUUUCUCCAGUAUCCCGUCACCAAGCCACCUUUUAUUUACAUGUGGAAAGUCCUUGACAGUGCUUUGCUGUUAUAUGCCUGCUAAUACUUCUUAAUUGUCUGUCUGCUAAUACUUCCUAUUUAACUGACUACUCAGAGCUACUGGCUAAAAAUCUUCAACAGGAAUGUAAUGCAAAGAAGAAAGGAAGAGGAAUAGGGCUUUGUCCUUUGGAGAAGUGAUCCUGCUUAAUGUUUUUAUAUCUUUUAUAUUUUGAUGAAAAAUAUUUUCUUUUGAUGUGAUCUUUUCUCAAACUACGUCACUUGAUAAAAAGAUCGUUUUUA